GCCGCGCGAUGAUGGAGAUACCCGACUCGACCGUCCGACGGCCGGCGGGGGCCACUGAGCCGGGCCGCAGCCGCUCCGAGGGAUCCUCCGACGCCGAGGACACGCAGACGCCGGCGCAUAACCAGGUAAGCACGGUCGUUCUCUACGGAGUGCCCAUCGUCUCACUGACAAUGGACGGCAAGGACCGGCUCUGCCUGGCGCAGAUCUCCAACACGCUGCUCAAGAGUUUCAGCUACAACGAGAUCCACAACCGGCGCGUGGCGCUGGGCAUCACGUGCAUCCAGUGCACGCCCGUACAACUGGAGAUUCUGCGCCGCGCCGGCGCCAUGCCCGUCUCCAGCCGGCGCUGCGGCAUGAUCACCAAGAGGGAGGCCGAGCGACUCUGCAAGAGCUUCCUGGGGGACAACUCACCGCCCAAGCUGCCCGACAACUUCACGUUCGACGUGCUGCACCAGUGCGCCUGGGGCUGCCAGGGCCAGUUCUACCCGGCGCGCUACAACUCGUCGCGAGCCAAGUGCAUUAAGUGCACGCUGUGCGCCACCUUCUUCUCACCCAACAAGUUCAUUUUUCACUCGCACCGGACCGCCGAGGCGACGUACGUGCAGCCGGAUGCGGCCAACUUCAACUCGUGGCGCCGCCACAUUCGGCUGCACGGCAGUCCGCCGGAGGAGAUCGUGCACGCCUGGGAGGACGUCAAGGCCAUGUUCAACGGCGGCACCAGGAAGCGGGCCGGGCCGGCGGCGGCAGCGGCGGCGCCCGCGGCCAAGACGGCGCGCUCUGAGCCCAGCGGCACGUCGGCCGUCGACCUGGUGACUUCCUACCCCGAGCCG
Amphibalanus amphitrite is the source of this 830-nucleotide messenger RNA. RefSeq names its product SKI family transcriptional corepressor 1 homolog-B-like. The transcript has 2 exons. The record is from RefSeq and is a predicted model, not a curated record. Gene Ontology annotation, biological process: negative regulation of BMP signaling pathway; negative regulation of transcription by RNA polymerase II. The annotation marks the transcript as partial. Gene Ontology annotation, molecular function: RNA polymerase II cis-regulatory region sequence-specific DNA binding; DNA-binding transcription factor activity, RNA polymerase II-specific; SMAD binding. NCBI's taxonomy places the organism in Eukaryota, Metazoa, Arthropoda, Thecostraca, Balanomorpha, Balanidae. Gene Ontology annotation, cellular component: nucleus; transcription regulator complex.